GUCCUUUGCAUGGCAGUGGGCCAAUAAGGGGUUAAUCCCCCGCCGGAAGGCGGCACAGGAAGUACAAUAAAAGUCCAUCCGGGUCCCCCCGCGCCCAUCUCAAUUUUCCUGUCGAAGAUACCCCCCAUACCAGAGGUGCUACUCUCUCCCUCUGAAGCGCCUGGGACCGAGGUUCUUACCUUGUGUGUGUUCCAGGGGAAGCCGGCGGGCUUCUGGCCUUUGUUGCCGAUGGCGCAAUCAGCCGCAAUGCUGCCUUAACGGAGGUAGCGCAUGCGCGAUAAGACGCCAGCGCCCAUCUCUCUAAUGGCGCCUACGUUUUCACGCUGCGAAUUUACGCACGCGCCUUUUCGCGCCGGUUUAAAAGGACGAGCGCAUCACAGGUUAGUUCCUCUUAUGAUUUCAAACGAACUGGCUGGUGUUCUUUUCUGGCAAGACAAGACUGAGGAAUCUGUGUGCACCUGUAUUCUCGAUUGAUCCCAGGUACUGUCAAUUAUGAGCUGCAGACGCUCAGGCUCCAGGGGGAGUCCCCCAUUAAGAGAGGAAUCUCAAAGAAGGAAGACUCCCAGAACUGAUUGUAUUGCAUGCGGAGAAGCAGCAAUUCUAGGCAAAAGGCUCUGUGAGAAGUGUCUGCAGGAAGUGGCUGGGCCCUCCUCUGAUCAACUGCACUCUAUUAAAGACUGGAUGCAGACUACCAUAAAAAAAUCUAUGAGUGAUAUGGUCAAUGUAGUUACUGAGAAAGUACUACACAAUCUAGAUGAAAGACACAAGGCACCCUCCUCUAUGACUGAGGUCAGUGACAGACCUCACAGGAACACGCACUACUCCAGUGUUUCUGAAGGGGAGCUAUCUUUAACCGAUCAAGAAGAAGAAGAACAGUCUGAAGAUACCUGUUCUUUCAACCUUGAAUACCUAGAGCCACUCAUCAAAGCAAUGAGAUUUUCUCUGGAACUUGACAAUACUGAGGAUACUCCUAAACAUGACAAAAUGUUCAGAUCAGCGGUCAAAAAAGGAGAAAAAUUCCCGGUACACAGAGUCAUUAAAGAAACCAUUUUAGAGGAAUGGAAGACGCCAGAUAAAAAACUUAAUUUCUCCAGAAGACUUAAAAAGAUGUAUCCAUUCGAAGAAGAGGACUCAAAACUCUGGCAAGCCUCCCCUAAGGUGGAUGCGGCCAUCACUAGAGUGGCUCGACGUACUACCUUGCCUGUGGACGAAGGAGUCUCGCUAAAAGAUGCGAUGGAAAGAAGACAAGACAUGACACUCAAAAAAUCGUAUCUAACAUGUGGAAUGUCCAACCAAGCCUCCAUAGCCAUUACCACUCUGGCCAGAGCCAACCACAUUUGGAUAGAAGAACUGGAACAAGCUGUCAAAGCGGGAACAGACAGAAAAAAGCUUAUUGAAAUGAUCCAAGAUGUCAAAACCGCAAACGAAUUCACUACGGAAGCAUCCAUGGAUCUUGUCAGACUCUCGGCCAAAGCUAUGGGCCUUAGUGUGGCGGCCCGUAGAGCUCUCUGGCUGCGCCACUGGCAUGCUGACCCGCAAAGUAAACAUAACCUUUGCUCCCUCCCAUUUGAAGGGUCACUUCUGUUUGGUGAAAGACUCGACAAAAUCAUAUCCAAAGCCUCUGCAGGAAAAUCGGCUUUUCUUCCUCAGGACAAAAGAGACAAGAGGCCCUUUAGAAAAAAUCCCCUGCAGGAGGCCAAACAGUAUAGACCGGGAAAGCCCUUUACUAGGCAACCCUGGAGAAGAACCCAGGGACAAGGGGCACCUGGAAGAAGGGACUUCAAACAGGACAAAAAAUCGGCAUGA
This is a messenger RNA of Xenopus laevis (African clawed frog), 1806 nucleotides long. Its product is annotated as lamina-associated polypeptide 2, isoforms alpha/zeta-like. The record is from RefSeq and is a predicted model, not a curated record. The coding region runs from base 493 to 1806 and encodes 437 amino acids. NCBI's taxonomy places the organism in Eukaryota, Metazoa, Chordata, Amphibia, Anura, Pipidae. The transcript has 3 exons.